Messenger RNA from Hypoxylon fragiforme, 6549 nucleotides. Its product is annotated as pectate lyase superfamily protein-domain-containing protein. Gene Ontology annotation, biological process: proteolysis. The transcript is spliced from 6 exons. Gene Ontology annotation, molecular function: serine-type endopeptidase activity; polygalacturonase activity. The record is from RefSeq and is a predicted model, not a curated record. Lineage: Eukaryota; Fungi; Ascomycota; Sordariomycetes; Xylariales; Hypoxylaceae. Bases 1 to 6549 code for a protein of 2182 amino acids.
AUGUCUGUUGGGCGUGGCGUCCGCAUCCUCGCGGUGCUACUACUCCAAUGCCUUGGCGUCUCUGUAGGGUGGAAGUACUCCAAUGUAGCAGAAUAUCCUGAAGUCCCAGACAAUGGGCCAAAGCCUAACCCAUCUUACAUGGUUGACAACAGCCACAACUACUAUAAUGUAGCCCCUGACAAAGGAACCCAGCAUGGCCCUACCUGGGCCUAUUCCGGUAGCUUCGACAACUACAUGUCCAACCUGCGCUCUGGCAAGGUCAUGCGCGGUGGUCAAAGCAAGAACCAAACAUCUCCUGUCCUUUACGACUUCACUGCCGGUCAAAACAAAAAGCGUCAAGCCAGUUCGUAUUGGCUAACAACCCUUGGACCAUUGGGCAGCCAACCUUGGGCUGGGUCCGACUAUAAAUUCUUUCGAAAUGUUGUAGAUGAUUACGGGGCCGACUCAACCGGGGGUAGUGAUGCAACAGAAGCCAUCAAUGCUGCCGUCGCAGAUGGUAACCGCUGCGGCUUAGAGUGUGGCAACACCUUCACGCAAGGCGCCAUCAUCUACUUCCCGCCUGGGACGUACAAGGUCUGCACGCCCAUCAUCCAGCUGUAUUAUACGCAGUUUAUCGGGGACCCCCUGGACCCGCCGACCAUCCAAGGCUGCGAUACCUUCAAGGGUAUCGGGCUCAUCGACACAGAUCCGUACAUCCCCGGCGGCUCUGGCGCUGAGUGGUACGUCAACCAAAACCAAUUCUUCCGGCAAAUCCGCAACUUCAUCUUUGACUUGACGAAGAUGCCCGUAGCUACCGAUGACGAUGAUCAGCCUUUGGUGCCGACUGGCAUCCACUGGCAGGUAGCGCAGGCGACAACCUUGCAAAAUCUCGUGUUCAACAUGCCUGAGGCUAGUUCAGACGACGAUGUCACCGCUGUUGGCAUCUUCACUGAGAACGGCAGCGGUGGUUUUGUCUCGGACCUGACCUUUAAUGGUGGCAGCAUCGGCUGGCGUGCGGGGUCCCAGCAAUACACGGCACGCAACCUCAAGUUCAAUGGCUGUCUGACUGCCGUGCAGAUGAUCUGGGACUGGGGCUGGGUCUGGCAAGGCAUCGAGAUCGCCGGUGGUGCUAUCGCCUUCAACAUAAGUGGUGUGGGUGGUGAUGGCGGUCAGGGCAUUGGGUCCAUUUCCAUCAUCGACAGCACCAUCUCUAAUGUGCCUGUAGGCAUCCUAACCAAUAUUGGAACUCUAGCCCCUGAUAUUGUUCUCGACAACGUUGUCGUGGACGGUGUAGACCGGGUCGUUCAGGUCGAAGGUGGUGACACCUUGCUGACCUCUUCUGGCACUAUUGACCUGUGGGCCACAGGAAGGGUAUACAACGGUUCCACGCCCUCGGAAAUGACCGGCGCGGCGACGGCACCGGCCAAAGGUGCAAGCCUGUUGUCAAAUGGUAAUCUUUAUGUCCAAUCUCGCCCUCAAUUUGAGGACUAUGGCGCUUCCCAGUUUCUGGUAGCUACCCGAGAUGGAGGCUGUAGCAACGAUGGUACGGGCGACCAGACAGACUGCAUUAAUGCCUUUCUCCAAAAGGCAGUCUCGUCCACGUUGAUUGCCUAUUUUCCAGCUGGUAUCUACCAAGUUGGUGGUACUGUCUUGAUCCCAACUGGGUCGCGAGUUCAGGGGUCCAGUUGGUCUCAGAUUCAGGGCACUGGCUUUUAUUUCUCUGAUAUGGCCAACCCCAAGGUCAUGGUGCAAGUUGGCAACCGGGGUGAGAUUGGCACCAUGGAAAUUAUCGAGAUGCUAUUCACUGUCCGUGGCAACACUGCUGGGGCCAUUCUCAUGGAGUGGAACGUGGCCGCUUCGUCCCAAGGAGCCGCUGCCAUGUGGGACUCACACUUCCGUGUGGGUGGAGGCACUGGCACUGAUCUCGAUUUUGCAACCUGCCCUAAGCGUGGCUUCAACGAACAAUGCAUCGCCGCCUCGCUGAUGUUCCAUGUCACCAAGGAGGCUGACGGUUAUUUCGAAAAUGUCUGGGCCUGGGUGGCUGACCACGACAACGAUAAGAGUCUGUAUAAUAGUCCGGAUACUAUGGCUAAUCAAAUCAGCAUCUACGGUGCCCGUGGCAUGUUGAUAGAGUCGCAAGGCCCAUCAUGGUUUUACGGUUCUGGCUCCGAACAUUCGGUUCUGUAUAAUUAUCAGUUAAGCGGCGCCAAGGACAUCUACAUGGGGCAUAUCCAGACCGAGACACCAUACUUUCAGCCAAAUCCCAUUGCCCCUUAUCCGUUCGACCUAGCUGCAAGUUUUGUCAAUGACCCCGACUUUAGCAGCUGUAAUGGCGAUGAGUCCUGUGCUGCCUCGUGGGGCUUGCGUGUCGUGGACUCAAGCUCUGUCACCAUCCACGGCGCCGGGCUAUACAGCUUUUUCCAGGACUACUACCAGGACUGCAUCGAUACGCACGAUUGCCAGCAGCGCAUUCUCGAGGUCACUGGGUCGACCGGCGUUGUAGUUUUCAACCUUUUCACGGUGGCGACGUCCAAGAUAGCCAUGGGAAUUGAUAGCACUGUGGUGUUCCAGAAUGACUCUAACCAACAAGGCUUUACAACCGAGGACAGCAUCUGGCUCCCGCUCGAUGGCGCCGAUAACAUCGAUACUAUUUUCGUUGGCACGCCAAUUUGGACUUCAACAACUGUAACCUGCUCUGAAUCCUCCUGUCUUCUUGUAUUCCCAACAAGUUCCUUGCCGACCUCGUCUGUCAUAUCCCCCAGCCCCUAUACCACCUCAUUUGAGUAUGGUGAUAUCAGCACCGUGACAACUGGUGGUGUCGUCACCGUAACAUUUAUUACGACUACAACCACCACCGUGCUCACGAUACCCCCUAUAACCAUUGGAGGAUUGCCGUACUCGAAUUAUAAUAUCACAACAGGGCAAUCCACCAUUGCCGUUUCGCCCAGUGUUGAUGUUCCACCCAUCACGAUCGGGCUACCGGACGGCAGUGGUGGUACCACAUCGCGUGUGAUUCCUCUCCCGCCAUGGCCGCAAAUCGACGGAGGGCCUGCUGGGAGUGUUACUAGCCCCCAGCCCGGCCCUGGCGCCACCAGCACCUACUACACAGGUAUCACGUCCACCGUGACUGUAACCGGUCCAACGGUCACAACCAUCAGCUUCCCGGCCGUGGUACCACCUACAACGGUUACGUGCCCGCCUGACAGCUCGAUUGUCUUUGCCACGCCCGCUGUCACGGUCGUGACCGACUGCUCGACUCCCACAACGUGGGCUAUAGGCUUUGAUUGCCCGACUGCCAAGGUAGUAACCUUUUUGGCAUCGACAGCCGCUGUCGUGUCGGUCGAUUGUAGUCUUGUCACGGUGUGGGCAGGGCCCUCUCCCACAACACUGCCAACAUCACCGACAACGACCACCCCGCUGCCACUCUGGACGACCUGGCCACCAGGUGUCAUUUCCCCCGUCACCACUGAUGUCACAAAGCCAGAACCUACCAUCGAUGGCUCGAAGCAGCCUUGUACGCUCUGGUUCUUUUUUAUAUGUAUUUCGCAUAACGACCUUCAUAUAGGUGGUUGGUUCUGGUCUUUUCCCCCCGGUAUAUACCCUCCUGGACCGCCGCCGGGAAUUGAAUGGCCCCCGGGAUUCACGCUCUCAGGCUCGUUACCGCCGUGGCCCGAGAUUACCAUCGGCACGGACAAUUUGCUCACGUACUCGUCGGAACCGACUUCGGGCUGCACAACCAAAACGGCGUCCAUAUGUUCUGCGACGACUACUUUUGAAGUCACGUCGACCGAUACCUUCACGUCAACGACGGCUACAGCUACAGUCACUGACUGCGAGCCCGUCGUCGGUUGCGACGCGAGCUAUUCAAAUACAGCAACGCGCACCACUACGGUUGAAACUUGCACCGUGCCCCCGACGGCUGCGGCGAGGGCUCGCUCGGCUGGCCCUAGAUCAGCUGAUGUAAUAGCCUAUGAUUUCCCAACAGUAAGGCAUCGUGCUGAUUGUGUCGAUGUCGGUGUCGUGGUUUACCCCAGGGACCCCAUGAACGUGGGAAGUAUCGUAUUAAAUCUUCAGAAUGACUUCUCUGACCAGAUCUGGUCCCCUAAGCUGGGCUAUACAGCAUACUUUUGGGUCCAGAGCCUUCCUGGCAGCACAAGAGAGGCACUUUCGCAGAACCCCGCUGUUUUGUAUAUAUAUGAUUAUCAUGAGUGGAACGUUAAUAGCCCGGCGGUCGGCACCCCCAUUUUCGGCGUGGACUCAGGAGAAUUCAUAUCGCCAGCUACGCUUCUUAGCGGCGCAGACACGCAAGACGAGUACCAAUCUCUGUUCCACGAUCUGUCCUACAACGUAUCCCGCGUAGAUACCCCCGAGGCUGACAAAACCCAGCCUUCGAAAAGGGAAGCUACUUCCGCUGUUGUCGGCGCAUAUUGGAACGACGCGUUGAUUUCAGUGCCCCGUGGUCAAAGAUGGAAGUCGGGGCUAAGAGGAGGUAUUAAUACCGACCGAAAUUAUGUAUACUAUUACGACGACUCCGCUGGGUCGGGCAUCACUGUCUAUGCCAUAGGAGAGGUAGGACUAUGGACCAGCCACCCCGAGUUCGCUGGGCGGACAGCGCCGCGUGCAAUGCCACCGCAAAGCCGUUACGGUACCCUCGGUGUCCCCAACGACAUUGCCUCGCAUCACGGCACCACCGUAGCAGCAACAAUCAGCGGCGCCAUGUUGGGGGUCUGCCAGGGGUGCAGCGUCGUGUUUUCCGGCCAUGAUCUGCCAUCAGAUGAUACCUACAACGUCCGGGAUUGGUACUUGGAAGAUCUCCUGAGCGCAUGGGAAGAUAUGAACACGGCGCCGAGGACACCCGCAAGCUCCGUUUUAAACCUCUCCUGGGGCUCAAAGUACACUUAUUGGACCCCAGUAUUUAUUCGCACCUUAUACGACCUUCUUAAGAGAAUGGACAGGGCGGGUGUUACAAUUGUAAUAUCAGCAGGGAACUGGGGCUUGACUCCGGAUCCUUCGAACCCAGCUUCAAAACGAGAGGCUGUCGACACGUACCCACAGUUGUUCGCAGACCCGGAUAAUUCAAGAAAGAACCUUUGGCGGGAUUCGUCGGACCCGAACGACCUCGGCUACCUCCCGAACUUGAUUAUCGUGGGCGCCAGCGAUCAGUUCGGCAAGCGCGCUGGCUUUUCGCAGACAGCCUCGUUUCUUACCACGUACGCAGCGGGCAAGUCUCUGUGGGGGACUUCGCAGUCGAGCUACGAGGUCGUCUCGGGUACCUCCUUUGCGUCACCCGAGGUAGCAGGGCUCGCUGCAUACUUCAAGCAACUCCAGUCACAAUGGCAUGAUCAGCUCAACCAACCAAACACAAACGGCCCCAAGGCAGUAAAAGCCAUGAUUGUUGCAUUGCAACGCGAGAUUAUCCCGAAUUCGCGCUUCCCAAUUUCUGGUGAAACGGUCCCCCUUGUGUGGAAUGGUAUGGACCAGGGUGUAAACUGCCUUUUAGAUUUCCCUAAUGGCGGUGAUCCGAACAACGUGUGCCCGGACCUGCCGGCCGAUAUCACCGACUAUGUUCCACCCCCCUCCUGCGCUAGCGUUGAGGUAGCUGCAGACCCGGCCGUUAUGAUACGAAGCAACGACACUCUUCUCUUUGAGCGUCAGUUAGGCGACUCCUGUACCAUACCCCCAAUUGACGGUGGCGGCACUAUCAUCAGCUUUACCACGGGCUCGUCAGUCGGUCCAACAUGUGUGAACCCGACUGCGUGCGGCGGCAUCGUGUGCUCCGGUUACUGGUGUAAUCCUACACCCACCGGUUACCCGCCGGGGUACCAAGACCCCAAAGAUCCAAGUUCUUCCGGCGCGACACCAUCGCGCACAACAAUCACGUCAGGCUUUCCUCCGGGUGGAGGUGGUGGAGGUAGCAGCACCAGCACCACCACUGGACCCAGCCUGCCCCCUAUCCCCCCGACCUCGUUGGAUAACAUACCUGCUGUGCAGACCCCUGCUCCUCAGCUCCUCGGGUCUGUGCACACACCGACGAGCCCAGACUUGAGUAUGGUGACAGUGGGGCCGGAGCUGCCAGAGCCAGUAGGCAUCACAAAACGCAGUUACGAACUGCAAGUCAGCCCGCGACAAGAAGAUGGCUGCCCCGACGGCUGCGAUUGCUUCGUCGCGUGUAAGCUGUGUGCGACACCAAUAAGAUUCCCAUGUCUUGACAUGUCCAUCAUUGGUACCGGUGAUUUCUUUGACGUCAUUUGGGAGGCGCACGUGAUCGAGGAUGGCACGAAAGUGUGCGAUACGUCGUUCGCUUGUGACUAUUGUCAGGGCCUAGACGACUGGACGGACUGCGAUGGUGGAAACAAGUGGAGGUUCACGUCAAACGAGCUCUGGUAUUACAGCGAGAAGUAUAAUGCCACAUACAACUACAUACUUGACGAGACGAGCACUUCGACGUAUGAAUGUGGUCUCGUACUACCUGUCUUCGAAUGUACACAAUACACGUUCUCGGAUGUGGAUGGCAAUUGUCAGACUGGAAAACGGAGGAAUGUCCUCGCUUUGCCUACAGCUGUUGUAUAA